ACAUAUUUAACCAUGAAAAUGUCGAGCAAACAUCGCACUUUUUCGCUAGCACGCAUGCUACAAUUCACACGUUGAAUAACUUAUCAAGUUUCGCUUCAUUCUAGUUAAAUAGAUAUACAUCCUCUCGUUCACUUCACCUGUGGGGCACAUGUUGUACGCAUAAAACACCUGCCCGGCAAGGUGAACAAGCUUAAAAAUAUUCUUAUCUACGUGCAUACGGGUGUACAUAGGAAAACAUAAAAUUGUUGUCCCUGGUGGGUACUACUAUUAUCCUAUCCAGAGAUGUGGAAAGCGGCGAAUGUUUCUUACACAAGAUACGCCUCUGAAAUGGCGGACAUUUUGAGGAAGUGUUUGAAAGACCCAUAUUCUGACAUAGCCUUGGAAAGGAGUAAAAUGCAUCUGCGGGAGACAAUAUACAAGGACGGAAAACCAAUCAGUCAGGAGCUACAUGAAGAAUUUCAGAAGGCCUUCAAAAGUUUGACAAAUAGUAAGGAAUGAACGGGGGAGAAGAUAGCAAAGAGGAACAAACAGUAGGACAUCCUGGACGGAAAAGACAAAAAUGAGAGAACUCUCCAAAAUUGUUAACAUAUGUUUUACCCAAAAAAGGUAAUAUUUGUUAUACUUAAUUUGUAUACAUCGUGUGGAAGUGUCCUCUAAGACGUUCGCAAUAUUUGCAUGUUGCAUC
Plasmodium cynomolgi strain B is the source of this 685-nucleotide messenger RNA. RefSeq names its product ATP synthase epsilon chain mitochondrial. Gene Ontology annotation, molecular function: proton-transporting ATP synthase activity, rotational mechanism. Bases 283 to 498 code for a protein of 71 amino acids. Gene Ontology annotation, biological process: proton motive force-driven mitochondrial ATP synthesis. The record is from RefSeq and is a predicted model, not a curated record. The transcript is spliced from 3 exons. Lineage: Eukaryota; Apicomplexa; Aconoidasida; Haemosporida; Plasmodiidae. Gene Ontology annotation, cellular component: mitochondrial inner membrane.